AUGUCGGCCGAACUCGCCUAUAAGGCCAUUGCCCGCAAGAAGCUUGAGCAGCUCCAUUCCCGCAUUCCACAGGAAUGGCAGCUCUCCUCUCAAUGGAUCCCUGCUGGCAUGUUGUCACCGGAGGAAUCGGUCACGGUCACUAAUAAGUACGAAGCUGUUAACGUUAUGGAUGUCCCGCGGAAUUGCGGUCUGUUGAAACCGAAAGAGCUACAGAUUACUGAGAGAUGGGAUGUAAAGGGCUUGCUGCAUGAGAUUGCCUCAGGCAAACUAUCAGCAAGAGAGGUCUCGGAGGCGUUUUGCAAGCGUGCCGCAAUAUCCCACCAACUCACCCGUUGCAUCACAGAGCCACUCUUUGAACAGGCUCUAGCCCGAGCCUCUGAACUUGAUGCACAUUUGAAACGCACGGGCAAACUUAUUGGUCCCCUCCAUGGCCUCCCGAUCUCUGUCAAAGACUCCUACGAUAUUAAAGGCUUCGAUUCGACCACUGGCCUAGCCUCCCUUGCAUUCAAACCCGCAACAGAAAAUGCGCCGUUGGUGGACCUGCUUUUCGACCUGGGCGCCAUAAUUGUUGCGAAGACGAACAUCCCCCAAACCCUCGGGGCCCUCGAUAGCGUGAACAAUCUCUUCGGCCGCACUCUGAACCCCCUGAACCUCAAGUUGACUCCUGGAGGUAGCUCCGGUGGAGAGGCGGUCCUGGUUGCUAUGAGAGGUUCCAUGAUAGGAAUUGGCACAGAUAUUGGCGGCAGCAUCCGCAUUCCGGCCAUGUGCCUUGGGAUUUACGGCUUCAAACCAAGUGUUGGACGAUUCCCCUUUGGCAGCCCGUCAAACAGAGCUGUCGCACCUAAGAUGCGUGUUGGUCUACAGGCUGUUGGUGGGCCAAUCGCCCGAUCCAUGGAAGAUAUAGAUGUCCUCAUGAAGGAGGUCGUUCCGAGAGCGGAGCUCUACGGUGAAGAUUGCAUUCCCGGCCAGUGGGGUGCGAGUGAGACACCACUCUUGUUGGCGAAACCGCGAAAAUUCACCAUCGGCAUCCUGCCUUCCGACGGACGUAUCCAGCCCCUACCCCCCAUCGCCAACGUCUUGAAUGAAGUGGCACAAGCACUCCGCAACAUCCCCAGUGUCGAGGUUGUCGAGAUCCCCAUCCCUGACGCUCUUGGUGAUUGUCAACGGGUGGCAAAUGAUCUGAUGGGGCUAGAUGGGGCCGGAAGCAUGGCUGAUCUCAUCGAAGCAACUGCGGAACCUCUGAUUCCCUGGUUGCAGGCCAGAUUCAAACGGGGGACACCGAAGACUCUCGCGCAGGCGUGCGCAGUUCAGGGCCGCAGAGCGGAGUUGGAGAGAGAUAUGUUAAAGAUGUGGACCUUACCACCGUCAUCACUGAGAUCACCCAGCCCCGAUUCCGAACCCAGAGCAAGAAAAGUGGAUGCGAUCAUCCACCCCAUAGCCCCACAUCCGGUUCCUGAACAUGACCGCUACAAUGCCGUCGGAUACACAUCCAGCUGGGUCUUGUUGGAUUAUGCAGCUGGUGCGGUUCCCGUGCGAAAAUUUACUGAGGCAGACCUCGAACUCGGGAGAGAGAUGGAAGGGAAGAUCUUAUCCAGCUGGGAUAAAAGGAAUAGAGAAUUGUGGAAUUCCUCGACCGUUGAUCGUCGCGUCUAUCUCGAUUCACCCCUCAGCAUCCAAGUCAUUACCCCCAAACUCCACGAAAAUGACUUGUUCAAAGCGAUGAGUAUUAUUGACAGCGCGGUACGGGGCCAGCCAACCAGGGGCAGUGGCCAGGGAUCGAAGCUGUGA
Molecule: messenger RNA, 1788 nt
Organism: Paracoccidioides brasiliensis Pb18
Exons: 3
Coding region: 1-1788 (595 amino acids)
Source: RefSeq, a predicted model, not a curated record